GCCACAAAGCGUGGACGUAUACAGCGCCACUCUUCCUGAGGGAGUUUCGAGCACCUGUUCGGGAACUCGCGCGUUAAAUUGUUCCUGCCUGUGAGACUUGUUACCAAAGGAUUAUUUUAUACAUUACUGAACAAAGACAAGACAUAAUGAAAACUCAGUAACAGUGAAACUCAUAAAUAAACGUAGAAAAUAAAAUAAUUCAAGUGAGCUUCAUAAGUAGUGAAUUAGUGACCCAGAAGCGAAUCGCUUGAUAAAAAGAAGAGUUGGGUCCCCUUGCCAACACUUGUAUGUUUAUGAGUUAAGGCGAACGCGAGGAUACAGCGCAAGACGUCUGUGGAGACACUCGGGGCAGUGUGCGGUAAGUCACUGAGAAAGUUGGGACUUUUGAAAUACCGUGAGGCAGCGACGGUGGUGGUGCCUUGACCACCUCGACUUCCGGCGGUGUAGUCACGGGCCGGAAGUUGGGCAAAAAACGUAGCUUGCUCACUGCCAGCUAUCGUGAGGAGCUAUUGUCGCCAGGAGUGUGUGAGCACUGAGCAACUUCUCGACUCUGGGGGUCUCACCUGUCAGAAUUAACGACAGUUAACUUACCUAGAAGGUCAGAAUUGUGUAUAUUGUGACAAACCUUUAUUAUUUCAAGAGCUGAGAAUAUAUUAUGAAGCUCCUGACUGAAUACUUUUUACACAGAAGUGAGAAACGUGUACUGUGAAAACUUUUAUACGAAGAGCUGUGAGAAUAAAUCUCUAAACCUUACUGUAUCAUACAUGGUGGACCGAGUACUGGGCCACAGGUACAGAGAACUUGUGACUGGUGAUUAAGGACCAGCGGGACAUUGUUGGUGAACAUAACGAGUUGGUGACUAGUGCGGUGGUGAUACUUACCCCAACACUAUUAAAUUAACCCUCCCCUGACGUGUGUGUGUUAAAGUAAACUAAUGACGCAUAAGCAGGGAGGAAUUACAAGCAGGAACAUCAGCAGACCGAUCUCCUGCUUCUGCUGGUAGUGAGUACAGCAGACUACGUCAGCAGUCAGUGGCCCCGCAAAACCCAUUACUAAAAUAGUGACUGGCGCAAGUGGGUGGCUGUUACUCGUGAGAACCCACAGCCAUUGUUCCUGCUGACGAGGCCUGCACCUUUACCUCACUUGGUGUGUGAGUGUCUGUUGUGUGCGCCCCCUCCCCCCUCAGCCCUCCACCACUUUAAAGACAACAAGACGUCCGAAGACAAGACUUUUAUCAAGGAGGGGACGAAAAAAAAUACGUGAAAGGAAGGAUCCAUCAAAGAGGGAGUUUAUUGUCUCCCGUCUAGACCCUGGCAGAGACUGAGAGAAAAUCGUGCGCUCUAGGUUUCCACUGAUGAGAGGAGGUUCUUCUCCUCCAGUGGACACCAGCGAGCUCGUCACCACACGGCCUUACAACACUACUGCUCGUUUAUCUUAGUCGUCGUGUGCACUUGUGAGCGGGUUGCGUGCGCAUGUAGACAGGGGUUGUGUGUGUACAUGACUCGUCACCUGUGUCGUGUGUAGUGAAAAACAGUGAUGCCGGAUUUUCGCUUCACCUGACGGAGAGUGAGACCGUGAUGGCGUCUAUGUGGUGGAGUGGUGGAGUUCUGGUGGUGGUGAUGGUGCUGAGGCUGGCCACGGCCUCCACCUGUCCGUCUGUCUGCACCUGUAGGUGGAAGAACGGCAAGCAAGCAGUGGAGUGCAGGAACCAAGGACUGAUUAACGUGCCUGACGGGAUCGAACCAGACACACAGGUCCUCGACUUGUCUGGAAACAACCUGCAGACUCUACCAAGACACGCUUUCAAGAGGGCAGGUCUCAUCAACCUACAGAAGAUCUACCUGCGUGACUGUAAGAUCGGCCAGAUUGAUCCAACAGCCUUCUUCCAGCUCACUAACCUGGUUGAAUUAGACUUGAGCGAGAACCUGUUAACGGAGGUGCCUUCACUAUCGUUCUCCCACAUCCAGGCCCUGAGGGAUCUACAACUCCAGGGAAACAGAUUCCGUAAGAUUCGAGGUGACAGCUUCGCCCACACGCCGUCCCUGGUGCGCCUCGACCUUAGCCGUGCGGGUAUCAGAAAUGUUUCACCCUCGGCCUUCCAAUCCUUGUCGCUCAUGGAGAAGCUCGAGAUUCAAGGUAAUCAAUUGUCAGAGCUUCCCCCGGCCGUCGUGAAGAAUCUGGAACGUGUACAUGGGCUGCAGGUUCACGGCAAUCCGUGGUUGUGUGACUGUCGUUCCCUGCCACUCUGGCGGCUACUGGAGGAGAAGCGCGUCCCACACCCCGUCUCCCCGUCAUGCACCGCCCCCAGUAGAGUUAAAGGGAAAACCUUCCACACACUGACGCAGGAAGACUUCGCCUGUCCUCCCCAGAUUCUACCAAUUGUGCGUUUGGUGGAGGGCGUGGCGGGAGAGAACGCAACGAUUGCCUGCCCCGUAGGUGGUCAGCCCCCCCCUCAGGUUAUGUGGUAUAAGGGCGAGGCUCCUGUGGUGAACGGCUCUGUGAUAGGGCUUGGACCACAGCGUCUUUACGUCAUCCAAGAGGGUGACAGGAACCUAAUAAGCCGCCUGGUGAUAACAGGUGCACAGGAGACGGACUCCGGCACCCUACGCUGUGUUGCCAUCAACUCUGCAGGCUCGGCGACUGCUAACUUCACUCUGGCUGUCACAAUGAGAGCAGCGACACAAGCUAAGCUGGAUUCAGGUCACAUCGCCGGGAUCUCUGUCGGUCUGGUGGUGUUGGCGCUCAUCGUGCUAGUGGUGGGGUUUCUGGUCCUGGCGCGGGCUCGCUCCAACUCCUCCCCCACCCCAGUGAAGGAUUCUCCCACCACACCUUCCUCGGAGGAAGCCUCUCCUAGCGAGCCAAAUCCCGUGCAAAAACCACCGCGACUCACGGACCUGAACGGGUCUCCGGGCGCGUACGGAUCUUCCACGCUCGGCAACCCUGACGUGAUCAGCGAGGCAGAGCGGGCCGUGCGGGCCGUCAACGGUCACCUCCCCAAUGGCUCCAUCCAGGGCGUGAGUGAGGGCGGUGACUACACGCGUGUGGAGGGUGAUUCCCUCUACCCAAGUGGGCUGUGGCCAGAGGACGCCCCCCCUCAGGAGCCCCUCGACAACACUGAUCCUUCCAAAAUCAUCCACGAGCACUUCAACCCUGGCUACCUGGCCAACGACCCGGGCUACGACGGAUACGGCCCAGUGCACUCCACGCCCUACCGCCCUGGCUAUGAAUCUCAGGAAGACUUUGAUCCACAGAACUAUGGCUAUCCAGCUGACUACGGGCUUCCUAUUCCUGAGGCGGGGCAUGAACGAGAGCCCCGAGGAGCAGUUCCUGGGGCCACAGACUGGAGCAUGGUAGACCUCCAUGGGGCACGGGAGGGGGUGGACUCCAGAGCAGACACCUACGCCUCCAGACAAGACAUGUACGCCUCGCAGCAGGACGUGUACAGCACACGCCAGGACCUAAAAGACUCGCGGCAGGACCUGUACGGGGUGACCAAGGGUCGGCCGCCAGUGUAUGGGUAUCGGCAGGAGGUUUACGGGUCCCGAGAAGAUGUGGCGGAAGGUGCGGAGAGUCCCCAAGGUCCUGCAGGUCCCCUGGGGGAGCGACCAUGGGUGCCGGGGUCCCAGGCGCCGCCCCUGGCCCGCGGGGGAGUCGCCGUCCUUCCUCCUCUCCCCAACGGCAUCGCCAGCCGCAUCAAGGCCCGAGACUCUCCCGACGAAGGGUAUCAGGAGGGCACUGAGGUGUAGCGGGGUCGCAGGGCCCGUCGCAGCGGCGGUCCCUGCUUCCUUCCCCCCACACCAACACGCCCAUCACGCUUCUCGCCCCUUUCUUCCUCGUCCUCCCGCCCGUCACCCCCACGAGCCUCCCCCACUUCUCGGUCCUCCCCUCAAAGCCCCUCCCACAGUGACCUGACGCCGUGACCUGAUAAAUGUUAUGGAAUAGUGAUUUGUUAUGAUGACGUGACACAAGUUACGUGACUCAAUGGUUGAGCUGAAGAAAAGUGUCAGGUAAAUCAGUGUGGAGUGUGACCAUAGUGGUUCAGUGUGGAGCGUGACCAUAGAGGUUCAGUGUGGAGUGUGACCAUAGUGGUUCAGUGUGGAGCGUGACCAUAGUGGUUCAGUGAAAAGCGUGACCAUAGUGGAUCAGUGUGGAGUGUGACAAACUCAGUGAAGGAGUCCGACCUCUGUAAUUAAGAUAGUAUAUUACUCCGUGUUAACUAGAACACCUACAGAUAAAAAUAGCUUUUGUGAGGACAGUGGGGAGAGAGCGUGACUGACGCCAGUAACAGUGUCACUAGUCUCAAGAAGGAGUCCCUCGCAGCUACCACAGGACGUCAGUGUGAGUGUGUCUGUCUCAGCAGCAACAGCAGGUUAGGUUUAAUGAUCCCCCUACAUCUGCCUGCUACACACCUGGGCUCACCUGUGGUGUGGUGAUGUACAUAGCCGAGCCACCGUGUUUGUACCGUACACAAGGUAUUACCAUUGUUAUUUUGAGGUGCCCGACGGCAUCAACACCAAAGACUAGGUCAGUUUGUACCGCUUUUGUGCUUGUGCUGGCGGGUCAGCCCGGCCAGGUCCUAACUUGUCAUAACUUACAGAACUCUUGUGUACAGACCUGUAGUCCUACCUGCCGGGCGCCGCUGGUAACUUUCAUCAAUAAUAAUAAUAAUGUAUUGUGCGUGAGAUAACGUUGUCAUUGAUGUUGACUGUUUUUUCGAUGCUACUAAACUACUUAUGUCAAAUUUACAAUGGUUAAUAAAGAGGGAGAUGACCAAAAUACUCUUGUGUGUGACGGAUGUAACAUACAGUACUCAGUGUGUGUGGCGGAUGUAACAUACAGUACUCAGUGUGUGUGACGGAUGUAACAUACAGUACUCAGUGUGUGUGUGACGGAUGUAACAUACAGUACUCAGUGUGUGUGGCGGAUGUAACAUACAGUACUCAGUGUGUGUGACGGAUGUAACAUACAGUACUCAGUGUGUGUGGCGGAUGUAACAUACAGUACUCAGUGUGUGUGACGGAUGUAACAUACAGUACUCAGUGUGUGUGUGACGGAUGUAACAUACAGUACUCAGUGUGUGUGGCGGAUGUAACAUACAGUACUCAGUGUGUGUGGCGGAUGUAACAUACAGUACUCAGUGUGUGUGGCGGAUGUAACAUACAGUACUCAGUGUGUGUGGCGGAUGUAACAUACAGAACUCAGUGUGUGUGGCGGAUGUAACAUACAGUACUCAGUGUUGAAUAUAUUAAUUUAACAGAGAAUUAUAGCACAAACUGUCAACUAAUAAGGUGUUUUUUAAAUGUCUUUUGGAGAGAACUUUCCCACUGGCUUUGUUAUUACUUUACCUGUGACCCCUCAUUACCAUACACCUGUGAGGCCCCUCCCUCCUGCCCUCCCCCACCAGCGUCCAACUCUCCCAAGGAUCACCUGACUCACGGAUCACCUGACUCACGGAUCAAUUGACUCAUGUAUCACCUGACUCACGGAUCACCUGACUUGUGGAUCAACUGACUCGUGGAUCAACUGACUCAUGGAUCAACUGAGUCAUGAAUCAACCGACUCAUUUAUCAACUAACUCAUGGAUCAACUGACUCAUGAAUCAACUGACUCAUGAAUCAACUGACUCAUGGAUCAACUGACCCAUUGAUCUGACUCAUUGAUCAACUGACUCAUGAAUUAACCAACUCAUGCAUCAACUGACUCAUUGAUCUCACUCAUGAAUCAACUGACUCAUGUAUCAACUGACUCAUGAAUCAACUGAAUCACGGAUCAACUGAAUCAUGAAUCAAUUGACUCACGGAUCAGGGAGAGACGUUGGCCCCUUAAGGAGUGAUGUAAGGGUCAGGUUAUCCACUACUGUCUUGAGUAUCUGGACGUCAGUUAUCCAGGCUGCCGGUUAACUGAGAUGCUUGUUAUCCCAACAUCCGGUAAUCAAGACAUUGGUUAACUUAAAUCUUAAAUAUCCAGAAUCCAGUUAACCGAGGGGUAUUAACCAGGCCUCCGGUUAACAACAAGAGAGCAAUCGUUAUCCAGUAUCCGGAUAACCCCUUGAGGUUUGUUAGCCGGGAAUGAGGUUAUCAACAAUCAAAUUAACCGAAAUAUUAUCCAGGCUUUUGUUAACCGAGCACUUUGUUAUCCAGGCUGUUCAAACAUCAGCUUAACUAUGGGCUUUAAUAUUCAAGCUUCUAGUUAACCGAAAUCUGUUAUCCAGGAGUCUGUUAAUCAUGAAUCCAAUUAACCGAACUCACUGUUAACCAGAAGCCAUUCCAUCUGUAUAUAGACUAGUUAGCCAGUAGCCGGUUAACUAUUUUUCUCAUUGUUUUGGGUUCGGUAAAUCACUGUCUAGGUUCUUUACCCUGACGUCUCGUAUAACCGGAUCUCGAUUAACCACAGGCUCUGGUGUUCUAGUCAUCCCGAUUAACCAGAAUUCGGUUAACUGUAUUCGUGAUCAUCUAAGUAAGACUAUUAAACGAAUUCCAUAUGCACUAAACGGCUUUGUUAACAAAUGUAUCUUAUAAUCAGUAUUGGGUUAAACAACCUUUCGAUUAACCGGAACUAGGUUAACCGGAGUCGUUUACCCGGUACACUGUUUAAUCAACACCACUUUUGUCUAGAAAUUCGGUUAAACGACUCCGUGUUCAUGUUAUCCAGAGUCCGGUUAAGCAACGUCCCGAUUAACCAGAACUCGGUUAAUCACACUCUUGGACCACCCAGGGUAAGACGUCUCCUUUAUCGGGUGUCUUAUGUCCAUUUAAAGGGAGUGACUUAUUAGAGACGUGUGCCAAAUAUCUUCCUGUCCUGGAUAACAACUUCCCUGCUCCCUCGGUGUAGACUGUAAUCAUCCAAAGUUGCUUAGAGCUUUAAUUAUCCAACCACCAAUUAUCCAGCUCAAUGUUGUGGAGAGGGUAGUGUGUGUGUGUGUGUAAGAUUAGGUCUAAAAUCCAUUAUCAAACACCACGAAUCCCGAGCCCCCCUAAAUCCGAACCCCCUGAAUCGUAAUCCUGAAUCCCUGGACCCCAAACCGAACAUGUAAGUUAUAUUAAAG
Messenger RNA from Homarus americanus (American lobster), 7045 nucleotides. It is a transcript of the gene kek1, whose product is annotated as leucine-rich repeat-containing protein 4C-like. The record is from RefSeq and is a predicted model, not a curated record. Bases 1578 to 3746 code for a protein of 722 amino acids. Lineage: Eukaryota; Metazoa; Arthropoda; Malacostraca; Decapoda; Nephropidae. Gene Ontology annotation, molecular function: protein binding. The transcript has a single exon.